This is a messenger RNA of Acaulospora morrowiae, 1662 nucleotides long. The record is from the annotation of a GenBank genome assembly. Lineage: Eukaryota; Fungi; Glomeromycota; Glomeromycetes; Diversisporales; Acaulosporaceae.
UGGGCGAACGAAAAAGUGGGUUCUGGCCAAAAAACUCAGCUCACCGAUGAAUUCCUUGAAUUACAGCAGAAAACGGAGGAAAGGCAUAACGGCCUUGACAAACUACAUGCAGCGACCAAAAACUACCUUAAGACCAUGUCAAAGAAGACUGAGUCAGAAGAGAAAAUGAAAACGUUACCAAUUGAAGCGCUCGGUUCUACCAUAAGGAACUACGGAGAAGAAAUAGGCGUUGAAUCUGCAUAUGGAUCGUCGUUAGUCAAACUUGGAACAGCCAACGAAAAGAUUGCAAACUUGCAAUUGGAGUUUGUUUCAAGGGUUCGCGAAGAAUUUCUUGAAGGAUUAGAGUCAACCAUUGGCGAGUUGAAACAGUAUCAACAAUUAAAAAGGAAAUUGGAAUCACGUCGACUUGAUUAUGAUGCAAAAUUAAAUCGAGUUCAAAAAUCUAAAAAAGAGAAGCCGGAACUAGAGGAGGAAUUGCGAGCAUCUAAAGAAAAAUAUGACGAGACGAUGGAAGAACUGUACGGAAAGAUGCAACAUAUAAACGAUUCGGAGGAGCAAUAUGUCCAGGAGUUGACAUCAUUCUUAGACGCACAACUUGAAUAUUACAAGAAGAGUUUCGAAAUUCUUUCGGGUGUGAAAGAUGAUUGGGUUGAGAGCUCGUCAAUAAAACCAAAACGUCGAACACCGGUAAGAAAAACGACUUCAGAUUCAUACAAUUCGCAUUCAGAUGAUGUCGUCGACGAGCAAUAUUCAGAUAGUGGAAGUGUUCACUCAAACCACGACCGUUCUAAAAAAUCACGUCCAACCCCUAAAAGAACUUUAAGUCGCGCGAGCAACUCCAAAUCAGAAGAUUCAUACAACACUUCUCACAAUGUGUCAAGUUCGUCCCGAAGAAAAAAUACAGCAUCUGGUGGAUCAUCUGUUAAAACCACAGACGCGAGAAGAGCGCCAAGUACACGAAAAACAGGCAUCUCACAAUCUACCAAAAAAAAACAAGUCCGAGCAAUUUACAGCUAUGAGGGUGGCGAAAAUGAUGAACUUGCAAUGGAGGAAGGAGAAAUAAUCACAGUCUUGGAAGAACAUGAGGGCUGGUGGAUUGGCGAAAUUAUUGAUCCUGAUGGCAGUAAACGAAGCGGUAUGUUUCCUGCAAAUUAUACGGAGGAGCUCAAGGAACAGCCUGAAAAUGAGUCAAUUGACGAAGAAGAUGAGGAUGAUUUAACUCAAAAUGAUUACGACCAGUAUGAUAUAGAUGAGUUGGAUGAAGAACCCGUGCAAAGAAAUUCGCCCCCAUCAUCGCGUUACACAUCAACUCGCCAAACGCCACGGUCUUCCCGCGUUCCGAAUUCAGAUGGAUCACCACCACGUGUAGGAUCAACUGUAAGUACACCACCCGUUCCAUCCCGUAAUUCGAAACCUCCUCCUGUUCGAAGUAAGUCAAGAGCAGUAUCACGACAAACGACCUCGGAUUUUUCAACAGACAUGCCUCGUUCCUCGUCGCCAACUAACAUUGGCGGUAGGAGUUCGUAUAUUCCCCAAGAAUAUAUUGAAAAAUCAGUCACCUCCAACCGCAACUUUGGUCCGUGCAAAGAAUGUGGCUGUGACGAUUAUUCUCCUAAUGUGUUCAAGAAGGAUAGUUGCAAUAAUUGCUUUCAUAAGCAUUAA